AUGUAUAACCGUCAAUCAGUCGUUUUUCUACAUUCGAGAGUAAAAAGUAGUUUGGCGGUAGAAGAUUGCAAUGAGGUGCAUUGAAGUUUAAUUACAAUUGUGUAUCAUAUAAAUUCUGAUAAAAGUAAAUAAUUUCAUCAUGAGUGAGGAUAAUAUACAAUUUUUGAAGGUGGAUGAUACACUAGAUCCUAUUAGACCAUCUAAUUCAUUGACGACUACUGAAGUCUCUUACUUAUAUGGUCGAGAUCCAAGUAUAUUAGCUUAUGGGCAACGUCCUGGGCCAUCAGCGGCUCAGAAAAAAAAUUUAUUAUCACUUUAUGAAACUGAAGAAUCUGUAUUAGAAGCUAGCCCAAGCCUUGACUUAUUACCAACCCAAACAAUUAAAGUGUACUUAAGACUUAAGCCUUUCCCAAAAAAGAUAAAACUUAAUCAACAACAACAGGAGGCUUUCUCCAUUUUUGACUCAACUACUUUAUUAACAAAAAUACCUAGUCAAGACUGUCUAAGUAAUUCAACUAUUAGAUCUCAUUCUUCAAUAGAGCCAGAAUUAAUAUGCAAAAGAUACACCUUCACAGAAACUUUUGGUCCUGAGACAACUCAAAGUCAGUUUUUUAAUCGAGUUGUUAAGUCUCAAAUGCAAGAAUUUCUCUCAGGCUCCAAUGCCACUAUAAUGACUUAUGGUACAACAAAUUCUGGUAAGACAUUUACUCUACAAGGUACCACAUCAUCUCCAGGAAUUAUUCCACGCGGCCUCGAGUACGUUUUUUCUCAAAUAGAUGCCAAAUCAUUACCCAACUAUAAACCUGUAAAUAAUAACAAUGUUGUAAUGUUAUCUCCAAUUGAAAGAGCUCAAGAAUUAGAUAUAAAAAAUAAAUUAUUAGCCUUCAGUACCACUGAUAGAAAUCAAUAUAUUAAUACUUACAAAGAAAUGCAGAAGCUAUUAGAAGCAGAAGAAUUUCCAGAGAGACUAAGUGAACAAACCAAUGCUCGAUAUGCUGUUUGGGUAUCUUUCGCUGAAAUAUAUAAUGAGUCGAUAUAUGAUUUACUCAACAAUGAUAGUCUUCAGAAGAAUCGUCCGAGCUUAAAACUUCUUACUAACAGCAAUGGAGUUGCUUAUAUAAAAGGUUUGAAAUCAAUUUUUGUAACUUCCGGGUCUGAAGCUUUUCAAGUGUUGAUGGCAGGUCAAUAUAAUCUAAAAGUAGCUGCAACAGCAUUAAAUGCUCGGAGUUCAAGAUCUCAUUGUAUAUUUACAAUAAAAUUGCUGAAAUUUUUCAAAGAUAACGAUCCUGAUUCAGUAGAAGUAAGUACUUUUUCCUUCUGUGAUCUGGCUGGCUCGGAGCGUUUGAAAAAGACACUUAACGUUGGAGAACGAUUAAAAGAAGCACAAAAUAUUAACACUAGCCUAUUAGUUCUUGGUCGAUGUUUAAAAUCUAUUUAUGAAGGACAAACUAUAAAGCAACGUAACGAACAUGUUGGACCAUUCAGGGAAUCAAAAUUAACGCGCUUAUUUCAACAACCAUUAUCUGGAAAAGAGCCAAUUGUUCUAAUCGUCAAUAUUAAUCCUAUGCCUAAUUUAUAUGUAGAAACUCAGAAUGUUUUAAAUUUUGCUGCUAUAGCGAAAAAAAUUGUUUUACAAAAGAAGCCAUCAAAACGGAAAAUAUCGAAAACAAGAUUUUCUCAGGUAUUGAUGAAAAGCAAAAAAGAAAUCAUCGAUUGGGAAAAUCCAACAGAAUAUCCUACAGAAUUGGAAAAUAUUGUCGAAGAAACAUUAUCUGAUGAUGAUGAUAAAAAUAGCAUUCAAACUGAGGAUUAUGAUGAUUUACUAACUGAAAAUGUAAAAUUAAAGCAGGAAGUAGAUAGUUUAAAGGCGUCAAUUCUUAAAAGAGAAAUGGAAACUCGUCAAGAGAUGGGACAAAUGUAUGAGAAAAUAAUUAAACAACUGGAAAACAAUUAUAGAAAUCGAAUUGAAAAUGUCCAAGAGGAACAACAAAAUUUGCGUGAAUGGGAAUUAGAAAAAGUUGAAAACUAUUACAGAAGCAAAAUUUCUCAGUUAGCAAGUAAAAAACGCAAGCGCUUCUGUACUGAUGAUGAAGAAGAAGAUGAUGAUGAUGAGGAAACGUGUGAAAGUGAACAGGUAAAAGAAAUGCAACAAGAAAUGGAUAAAUUAUCAACGAAAGUAUUGUAUUUGAAAGGCAAAUUAAAAGAAGUAGUUAAAGAAAAAAAUUCAGCUGUGCAGGAAAAAAAUACAAUUAUGUAUGAAUUAGGGCUGAUUAAAGAGCAGCUAAAAUCAUCGAACAAUUUAAGGAAAACAUUGGAAGAUAAUAUUUCCGAAAACAGUGAUCUUUCCAGUUAUGUUAAGGAAUUGAAGACACAGUUAGAAGAGCAAGAGAAGAAAAAUCUUACACUCAAAGCUAGACUCAAUGAGGCCACUCAGGAAUUUAUUGAGAUGGAGAAUGAAUGUGAACGACAAGACAAAAUAGUUGAGAAACUUUACGAUAAAUUAGCAAUUAAGAACGAGAAAAUAGAAGAUUUACAAAAUGAAUUGGACAGUCUACAAGAACUUUUAACAAAACAAACAGACUAUAUUAUAAUCAUAGAAAAGAAACUAGAAUCAAAAUCUAUUUCAUCAAAUAUAGAACAAACAGAAAAUGUUAAGAAAGAAGAAAUAGAAUCAUCUAAUAGUAGUUGUCAAACAUCACCAAUUGAAUUACUAAACCAAAGUAAUCAGACAAGCUUCACUACUUUGAACGAAAAUAAAAUGCUUCAAACUUCAUUUGAUGAUACUAUGUACAAGACUAUUAAUAUUGAGUCAUUAGAAAAAAUAAAAAAUGAUUAUAAUGAAUUGGAGGAGAAAUAUAAAGAAGAAAAAAAUCAAGUCGAAAUCUUAAACGAAAAAAUACAUAACUUUGAAGUAGUUUUGAAUGAGAAAAACGUUUUAGAUGAACAUCUUCAAAAAAAAGAAGAGAUUUUGGAAAAAAUGCAAAUACAACUUGAUGUUUUGAACAACCGAAUUAAUGAAUUAGAAAAAGAAAAUGAAACUCUAAAAGAUUCUGAAAAAACUUCUUCAGCUGAACUUAUUAAAAUGAAAGAAGAAAGAGAUGCGGAUUAUAACAAAUACAAAAGUCAUUAUCAAUCUCAGAUUACUGAACUUGAAGAUAAAAUAGCCGAUCAGAAAAAAAUUAUUGAUGAAAUUAGUCCGUUAAAAGACAAAAUGAAAGAUUUAGAACUUUUAAAAGAAAAAACCAAUGAAUUAAAUGCUCAAAUAGAACAGUGUCAACUUGAAAAACAAGUUCAUGAAUCCAAAUUAGUAGACAAUGAAACUAAAAUAAAAUCACUUGAAAAAAAAUUAGAAGAAUCAAUGAGAAAAUUGGUUGAUAAAGAUGAAGAAAUUGUGCGUCUUCAGAAUGAUAUAAAAAGUAGUCUUAAAACAAAUAUGCAUGAAGAAGAUGUCAAACGAACUGAAGAACAAUUAAAAAAAGUGCUGAAAGAACUCCAUGACACUAAAGAUGAUUUAAAAAAAACUGACGAGUUAAAUAAAAGUUUGCAAACUAAGAUAUUAAGUUUAGAAUCAACAGUUGUAGAUACAGAAAAAUUAAAGAAAAAAUUAGACGAAUUAGAGCAAUUAAAUUCGAAUUUAGUUAAUACUAUUGAUAAAAAAGAACACGAAUUUGAUCAAUUCCAAAAAAAUCGGGAUGAAGUUGUAAAAAGUUAUGAAGACGCUUUACAAAACAUGCAAAUAGAAUUGAAUACAGUUAAAAAUGAAAUGGUGAACUUACAGAAAGAUAAAAAGGAAAGUAAAGAAUUUCGUGCACCAUCGAAAACUCGUUCUAAACCACUACGAGAAACUAAAAAUCAAAAAGAAAAAGAAGAUAAUACAUCAGAUGAAGAAGCAAUGCCAGAACGACGAGGCAGAAGAAAUAGGAAGGUUGCAGACCCUCUGUUUUCACCGAAUAUUCCGGAAAUCAAUCUUAGUGAAACAUCUGGUUCUGAAUCAAAACGUACAACACGGAAUGCUGUUAAAUCGUCUAUGCCACUUCCAUCGUCGGAACGAAAAGGUCGUUGGAAAAAAUUGUAUACUCAUACUGAUGACUCAUGUGUUGAAGUAGAUAUUCCGUGUGAGCCAUUAGCUUCCCCAGCACUAUCAACGCGCUCAUUACGGACGAGAAGAAAGUUACAUUGAUUACUUGAAAGUAAUAUUUUUUUAAAUUUGUUGAAACAAUGUAUAGUUAUUUUUUGUACUGCGUAUUUAAGAAUUUUUUAUUCAGACAAAGUUGAAUGUU
Chelonus insularis is the source of this 4280-nucleotide messenger RNA. Its product is annotated as kinesin-like protein KIF20A. The record is from RefSeq and is a predicted model, not a curated record. Gene Ontology annotation, cellular component: kinesin complex; nucleus; microtubule. The coding region runs from base 140 to 4180 and encodes 1346 amino acids. Gene Ontology annotation, molecular function: microtubule binding; microtubule motor activity; ATP binding. Gene Ontology annotation, biological process: microtubule-based movement. The transcript has 5 exons. NCBI's taxonomy places the organism in Eukaryota, Metazoa, Arthropoda, Insecta, Hymenoptera, Braconidae.